AUGCUGUUUGCAACAUCACUGGCAAGUUUUUGGACACUCGGGUUGUUGCAAAGCUUUGGGAUUUGGCAACGACACUAUGGUAGUCAAAUGGCAGUAGACGACGGAGUCAUUCAACAAGGCGACAUGAUCAAGAGGCCAAUAAUAUCCGCCAUUGGAUCGCUUGGAAACGGAGGCAUCUUUGCUGCAUUCGGACUCUUGUACUUUCCACACCUACCAAGUUUCGGCCAACACAUAAGAGACCUGUGUCUUUUGGGGACCUUCUUCAUGACGCUAGGCUUCGGGCUGGCCUCCAUCAGCACGCAUCUUUGGAUGAUGGUUCUGACACAAGGGAUCCUCGUUGGGGUCGGAGGCGGCAUUUUCCUCUAUACCUUGGCGCCGAUUCUACCAGAAUAUUUUGUCAAGCAUAGUGGUCUGGCACAAGGAAUAGCUCUAGCAAGUGGGUCGGCAGGUGGGAGCGUUCUUUCCCUGUCCGUACCAGUAAUGCUCGACCAUCUAGGAAGCCAGGCCACGCUCAGUUUGUUGGGGUCUAUCAGCCUUGCAAUCUGCUCCGCCGUAUCGUUUCUAGCUCAACCGCCACGCCAGAUAAAGGACCGAAAUAAUACGAUGGUCUGCUGGAAGACGUUCAAAGACCCCAUAUUCACAUGUCUCUUCAUAGCGAACUUCUUGCAUGCAUUGACUCUCCUCAACCCCAUAACGUUUGGCCCUGAGUUUAGCGAGGCGCUGGGGCUCAGCAACAGAACGGGAUCGAUAAUACUGGCAAUUAUGAGCGCAGUCGGAAUUCCUGCCCGACUGAUAACGGGGUAUGUGGCAGACGUCGUGGGACACCAGAACAUGCUUCUGCUUGCAGUAUUUACUUAUGCAGUAAGUGUAUGGGGUUUCUGGUUCUCAGCAGCGGCUGUCAAGAGUGAAGCUCUCUGGAUCGUGUUUAGCAUCUUGUACGGUGCUAUAAACGGUACAUUCAACAUGAUAGUCAACUCGGCACAGAAGAGACUCUUCGGAGAUGAACUUUACUACUCAUACAACGGGGCGAUGACAUCGAUACGCGGGAUCGGAUUUGCUAUCAGCCCCCCCAUUGUGGGGUCGCUGGUGACGCGAGUGCAGAACGACGAGUUGGAUACUCCCGCUUUCAUCAAGCCAAUUUCGUACACUGGCACCUUGCUGGUGCUUUUGGUCGGGUGCGUUGCAAGUGUGCGUGCUUUGGACGCGUCGAAGCGGGGUUGGGAGUGGAUCCGAUGA
Molecule: messenger RNA, 1236 nt
Organism: Periconia digitata
Lineage: Eukaryota; Fungi; Ascomycota; Dothideomycetes; Pleosporales; Periconiaceae
Source: the annotation of a GenBank genome assembly